AAAAAUACAUUAAGCAACCGCCCUUUCCAUCACUCACACAGAUAAAACAUAACAAUUAAAUUAAAACUAAAACCAAUUUCCUCUCUCGGCUAACUCUCGCUCUCUCUUGCAUCUCUCACUAUCUCUCUCGCAUCUCUCACACUUCACAUCUCUCAUUCAUCUCUCCCAUCUCAUUCUUUCAUUCCUUUCAUCUCUCUCAUCUCUCUCAUCUCACUCUUUCAUCUCCCGAAGCUUUUUUCGGAGCUUAUCUCGCUGCUUAUACAAGGAAAAGGUCUGAAGAUUAUAUACAAGAAGCUUAUGUAGGAGUUUCAGUUCUUGUCUCUGAGCUCCGUAACUUUCUUCUCGUAGCUUGAAUUUGGUCUGACUAUAACAUUAUAAGGUAUUUCUUUAAAUUCAUCUUGUUAAUUUGGGGGUUUUAAAACCCUAACUGUUAAUUCUUAAUUUGGGGGUUCUAAUAUAAAUAGUGUUAGAUCAUUCGAUGUUAUGUACACCAUUCUGUUUGAUUAAAUGGGUAUUUCUUGUUUUCAUUAUAAAAAAAACAAGAAAUACAUAUGGUUUGCACACCAUCUGUUUGAUUAAAUGCCCAUGAGUAGGUUUUAUUCAAGAUUUUCCGUACAAAUAUAUCAUGUGUUCGUGUGUUGCUAAUGGUGCUAUUAAUUCGAAUAGUGAGUAACUUUCUCAAUGUAUAGUUUUGUGGGAAGUUAAAUGUUAAGAUUAUAUGCUAGAAAUCGAUAAAGAGGGGCUAGGGUUGCUAACUAAUUAACUCAUCCUAUGAUUAUUUAGAACUACGUUAUAAGUUCGUAUUUUGUUGGUGUAGGUAUAAGCAACUUGUUUUCCUUUAGUUCAUUUGUCACAUGUCCAAGACACUUAAUAUUUUGUUCCUGUUCUUGUUUUUUUAUAAAGAUGUUAUGUAAGCUGUUAUAAAUGAUUGAUGUUGCUGAUUCCUGCCAAACUAGAGCAGCUACUAAUGUUUUUUUUGAUCUUGCGUUGGGAUAUAAGUCUAUUAUCAUUCCUAUCUUUGCCAUUGCAAUUGGCAUUUUCAUCAGUUUUAGUUUUGCUGCUAUGUAUGGUAUUGUGGUAGCUGCACUUGGAUUGCUCAGCACUAUUGCUACAGGGUUAGCCAUGAUGCAUAUGAUCCCAUUAGUGACGAUGCUGGUGGCAUUCCGACUAUUGGAAAGGUAUGUAUAUAUAUUUUUCUGUUAUCAAGUAGUUUGUAUAGUUCUUAUCCAAAUUGGUGGGGACGUACUAGUUCUCAACAAUGACAAUGAAAGUGUUGGCAAGGUAGCUCUUAAGAUGGUUGAAGAACUGCGUAGACAAUUUUACGUAGUCCCUGGUGCUUUUGUAAUGCUUACAUCCCCCAUUAGUGUCCUUGCUGGAGCACUUGUGUCUGGUGUACAGUAUCUUGUGCAGAUUGCUACCUCCAACACUAGUGGUGCAUGGGAUAAUGCCAAGAAGUACGUUGAGGUACAUCCUUUGGUACUUCACUUUCUGAAUUUUUAUUGGAAUAGACUUCAAAUUUGGAUAAAAUGUUGCCUAAAACCCAAUGGCAACAUAAAUUGCAGUUUUAGCAACUGAUUUUGGGUGUUGGGAUAGACCAUAUAUGGUGUAGUGGACGGACGAUAUCUGUCGUUUUUGCUCAAGUAGUAAGUUCGAAAAGCCGUCACAAUUUUCCACGAGUGUUGUAAGUUUGAUCAAGAAUCGCAAGUAUUAACAAGCGUCGUAAGUUGACCAGGUGGGGCCCAUAAUUCCAGCAUAUUUUUGGUUCCAUUCUUGCGACAGAAAGUUUCGUCGAUAGUUAUCUUACGACUGAAUCUAUUUAAGAACAUCCGUCAUAAAUUAUAGAGAAAUCUCAAACUUAUGACAUAUAUAUGCAUCGUAAGUUUAGAUUUAUAUUUUAAAGCACUUGUUGUUUUCUAUAUUUCUGCCAUUUUAUACCAUUCGAGAAUGGUCAAAAAUCUGUCCAUGAAAAUAUUCAAUACCUAACAAACAUGGAGAAUGGUCAAAAAUCUGUCCAUGAAUAUAUUCAAUACCUAACAAACCUUUUAACUAUUAUACCAAUCCAAGCAAAUAAUCAAUCCACAAUACCAUAGUUUUCAUCAACCAAAACAUCCCAAACACAUAGUCAUACACAAAAAAAAGACCAAAACAUCCAAAAACAUCCCCCCAAAUUCAAUUACAUUCACACAACUUAAUAUCAAACCUUAAUAACCGGACCUCCCCUAGAGACAACAACAUAGAGAUGACUCAUAUCACGGUCUUCGGAGUCCGUGCUUUCAUUUCCACUUCCGGCUUUAUUAACAUCAGCUUCAUCCCUAGUGUCGAUAGCCUUGCCCUACCAUAUACAUACAAAAUUAUUCAGUAAAAAUUGAAUAGAAACUCAUUUCUAUAUUCUAGAAAGAAACAUGCACCAUAUGUUUUUUAUCCUUUAAUGUACGCCCCUCUCUAUAAUUCAGGGUAUGUUUAUUUUUCAUGUAUUUUGUCUAUGCUUACAAUUAGCCAACCUUACUUGACUAUUCGAGGACAGGUGGAAUUAUAGUUUAUAGGCAAGUUUGUGUCCACAACAUUUAUGAGAAUGAGAUUGCCCUGUUGCAUCAUUUCUCAUAUAGUAGUAUAUGGCUAACAAAAGCUUUUUAUUUUACACUUCAACUGGUUAUAGAUAAUAUGCAUCUGAUAUGUUUCAGAGCUUGUAAUUAGAAUUAUUAAGGAAAUAAUAAUUUGCACAUAAAACAAUAUAUGAGAGAAUAUAUAUAUAUAUAUAUAUAUAUAUAUAUAUAUAUAGUACUACUAAAAACCCAGCUGCAAUAUCACUAAAUCUUUUAACAAUCCCGCCUCCAUCUUCUCCGCCUAAGCCUCCACUGCCGGCAACACCAUUUCCGACGCUCCCUCCACAUUUGUCGCCCACUGUCACCCCGUUCACGUCUACCGUCCCUCCAUUCCUCCUCCUCCACCGUCUCUACCACCAACGUCCACACACCUCCACCUCUUCCACCACCUUCAUCUCGACCUCUGUCAUCAUCACCUCCACCUCGACACUUCCACCACCAACACUUUCACCUCCGCGCGCUAUCUCAGGCCCUACCUCCGCCAUAACUCCAUCUCGACCUCCACCUCGACCAUCUCAACCCCCACCUCCGCAUCCUCCAUGCCCUCGCCCCCUCCAUCUCCACCACCUUCUUCUCCACCACCGCCAUCACCACCAGAAUCAACAAACAAAAUCAGAUCUCGAGGUUUGCAUCAAGUUCUGGAGAUUUUUACGAAUAUCACUAAUUUCUACAACGGAUAUCACUAAUUUCAAAAGCGAAUACCACUAAAAUGUGGAGCUGAUAUCACUAAAUGUUAUAUCACAAUAUCAUCGUUUUUUGUAAGCAUAUCAGGAGCAGGUGGCAGAGGUUGUGGUGAUGAUGGUGAAAUCGAAAACAAUGAUAUGGGUGGCGGUGUUCGUAGGAGCGUGUGGGCAUAGAUGUGGUAGUAGAGGUGGAAGGAGAAGAGGGAGAUGAAGUGGGGUUGAUGAAAGAGAAAAGGUGGAAGGAGGAGAAAGAACGGGGCAGAUCUGGGUGGGGGGUUAUUGCUGGGUUAUAAUUAAGUGUAAGUGAGUGCCUUUAGUAAUUUAAGGAGUUUCAAUAGUGGUUUUU
Messenger RNA from Daucus carota subsp. sativus, 3632 nucleotides. Its product is annotated as pyrophosphate-energized vacuolar membrane proton pump 1-like. Gene Ontology annotation, molecular function: diphosphate hydrolysis-driven proton transmembrane transporter activity; inorganic diphosphate phosphatase activity. Gene Ontology annotation, biological process: proton transmembrane transport. Bases 925 to 1575 code for a protein of 216 amino acids. The transcript has 3 exons. Lineage: Eukaryota; Viridiplantae; Streptophyta; Magnoliopsida; Apiales; Apiaceae. Gene Ontology annotation, cellular component: membrane. The record is from RefSeq and is a predicted model, not a curated record.